AUGUUGUCGUCGCUGGUUUCGCCAUCAUGGUUUGCCGUCACCGGCGCGCUACUGAUUGGUCUGACGCAUGCUCAAUAUUACAAGGUCGACUCAGAAGCCGCCAUCAAAGAAUCAGCUAGAACGCUAGCCUACGAUUUAAUGCUGUUGUACAAGGGAAACCAGUCGGGAGAAAUUCCUGGUAUUCUCCCCGGCCCUCCUGCUGACGGAAAGGGUCCGUACUACUGGUGGGAAGGCGGUGCCAUGAUGGGCACUUACAUAGACUAUUGGAAGUUGACUGGCGACUCGAGCUACAACAAGGUCGUCAUGCAGGGCUUGUUGCACCAGGUCGGCGAGAACCAGAACUACAUGCCCAAAAACCACACAAUGUCCCUAGGGAACGACGAUCAAGGCUUUUGGGGUCUGUCUGCCAUGCUGGCUGCCGAAAACAAAUUCCCCGAUCCCCCGGCCGAUAAGCCUCAGUGGUUAGCCCUUGCGCAGGCUGUUUGGAACACCCAAGCUGACCCUAGUCGAUAUGACGAGACAUGCAACGGAGGGCUGAGAUGGCAGAUCCCCUUCUCAAAUCAGGGCUACGGAUACAAGAACACAAUUUCCAACGGGAUAUUCUUCAACAUGGGUGCUCGUCUUGCCCGCUACACCAGAAAUGACACGUAUGCAAAACGAGCAGAAAAGGCCUGGGACUGGAUGUUGGGCGUGGGAUAUAUAGACACCAAAUCCUGGAGCGCCUACGACGGUGCCCACGUUGCGCAGAACUGCACCGAUAUCAACAAGGCCACCUUUUCCUAUAACGCCGCUGUUUUGACCCAAGGAGCCGCCUUCAUGUACAACUAUACGGAUGGAGCCCAGAAAUGGAAAACGGCUUUGGACGGACUCCUCGACUCUGUACUAAAGACGUUUUUCCCAAACAGCAUUGCUUACGAGGUGGCCUGCGAGGGAAACAAGGGAAGUGGAACAUGCACUCCUGACAUGUUAUCCUUCAAGGGAUAUGUUCACCGCUGGCUGGCAAUGACAACACAGAUCGCCCCAUAUACCAAAGACAAAAUUCUACCUGUCCUCCGCAAAUCUGCCGAAGCAGCCAUCAAGCAGUGCACAGGCGGUCCGACUCAGCGCCAGUGCGGUUUUUACUGGAAUUUGGGCCGCUUCGUCGAUCCCAGUGUCGACAAAACGACGGGAGCCGGAGAGCAAAUGAACGUGCUGGCUGCUGUGUCGAGCCUGCUCAUUGAAGGGGCUGAACAGCCAGUGACGAAAGACACGGGCGGCACGUCCGUUGGAAACCCCAACGCCGGCGGCAGAGAUAACGGGGAACGGCCCGAGAAAUCUGUUACAGGAGCUGACAGGGCAGGCGCUGGUUUCUUAACAUUUUUGCUAUUGGGUGGUGCCGUGGGCACGUUUGUUUGGAUGAGCGCCUUCGACUAA
Metarhizium album ARSEF 1941 is the source of this 1413-nucleotide messenger RNA. RefSeq names its product Mannan endo-1,6-alpha-mannosidase. Gene Ontology annotation, biological process: fungal-type cell wall biogenesis; carbohydrate catabolic process. Bases 1 to 1413 code for a protein of 470 amino acids. NCBI's taxonomy places the organism in Eukaryota, Fungi, Ascomycota, Sordariomycetes, Hypocreales, Clavicipitaceae. Gene Ontology annotation, molecular function: mannan endo-1,6-alpha-mannosidase activity. The record is from RefSeq and is a predicted model, not a curated record. The transcript has 4 exons.